Mesitornis unicolor (brown roatelo) is the source of this 805-nucleotide messenger RNA. RefSeq names its product pyrophosphatase (inorganic) 1 (gene PPA1). Gene Ontology annotation, cellular component: extracellular exosome; cytoplasm. The transcript has 9 exons. Gene Ontology annotation, molecular function: magnesium ion binding; inorganic diphosphate phosphatase activity. The record is from RefSeq and is a predicted model, not a curated record. Gene Ontology annotation, biological process: phosphate-containing compound metabolic process. Lineage: Eukaryota; Metazoa; Chordata; Aves; Mesitornithiformes; Mesitornithidae. The annotation marks the transcript as partial.
AUGGCCGGCUACAGCGUGGAGGAGCGCGCUGCGCCUCACAGCCUGGAGUAUCGGCUCUUUUUCAAGGAUGCCGCCGGGCGCUACAUCUCCCCCUUCCAUGAUAUCCCCAUCUACGCAGACGCCGGCAAGAAUGUGUUCAACAUGGUCGUGGAAGUACCUCGAUGGACAAAUGCUAAGAUGGAGAUUGCAACAAAGGAUCCCUUAAACCCAAUUAAGCAAGACGUGAAGAAAGGAAAACUGCGCUAUGUAGCGAAUGUGUUUCCCCAUAAAGGUUAUAUUUGGAAUUACGGUGCUAUCCCACAGACUUGGGAAGACCCAGGUCACAAAGAUGAAAAUACUGGCUGCUGUGGAGAUAACGAUCCAAUUGAUGUGUGCGAAAUUGGAAGCAAGGUGUGCUCUCGAGGAGAAGUCAUCAAAGUGAAGGUGCUGGGCACACUGGCACUGAUUGAUGAGGGAGAGACAGACUGGAAGAUAAUUGCUAUCAAUGUUGAAGACCCUGAAGCGGACAGCUAUAAUAAUAUCAGUGAUGUCAGAAGGAUGAAACCUGGAUACUUAGAAGCUACGGUGGACUGGUUCAGAAGAUACAAAGUACCUGAUGGAAAGCCUGAAAACCAGUUUGCUUUUAAUGGCGAGUUUAAAGACAAGGAUUUUGCCGUGAACGUCAUCGAAAGCACUCACGAACACUGGAAAGCUUUAAUAGCGAAGAAAACUGACGGAGGAGGGAUCAACUGCACAAAUCUGACGGUGUCCGACAGCCCUUUCUGCUGUAGUCAAGAGUGUGCAAAAGCUACUGUGGAUGCAGUAA